AUGGCAAGUCAACUCUCAUUCACAAAUCGCAAGAAGAAACACCGUACUAACAACACACCGCAGAAGUUCCAACAACCCCUCCUCCUGCUGCUGCAAGCAGCAACGGCCCUCGGAGCCGCCACGCCUGCUCACUUCUCAAGCACGCCCGGAGCAGACUACGCAGCCGCCAAAGCCGACCACGAAAUCGAAGCCGAAACCACCACCACCGCCGCCAACGCGAAAACGAAAGCGAACCGCGGCAUGAUCGUCCCGAACCCGAACCCGAACCCCCCCGGCGGCGGCGGCGGCGGCGGCGGCGGUGGUCCCUCCGUCCUCUGGACCUGCGGCCGCUUCGGCGACUCGUCGCACCAGAGACUGCGCGAGAUGCACGCCGUCUUCAACAGGCUCUUCGGCGACGCCCGCCUCACGGGCACGCCGAACCAGUGCUACGUCGCCCGGUGCGCCGGGUACCACUUCUCGUGGUGCAACAUGACGGUCCGGACGGCGACCGAGGACGCCAACGCGAGGAACCUCGUCGUCGGCAAGGACCCCGGCGUCGGCACCUCGUGCAUGGCCGCCGCCAAGGGGGACGGGUUCGACGAGUACAAGAUGUACUUCUGGGGAAAGGACGGGAGCGUUGCGCCGCCUGAUUAUCGUGGUGGGCAGGUGAUUAGGUCUUGUUAG
Molecule: messenger RNA, 663 nt
Organism: Colletotrichum truncatum
Lineage: Eukaryota; Fungi; Ascomycota; Sordariomycetes; Glomerellales; Glomerellaceae
Source: RefSeq, a predicted model, not a curated record